Molecule: messenger RNA, 2337 nt
Organism: Phanerochaete carnosa HHB-10118-sp
Lineage: Eukaryota; Fungi; Basidiomycota; Agaricomycetes; Polyporales; Phanerochaetaceae
Exons: 4
Coding region: 361-2067 (568 amino acids)
Biological process (GO): transmembrane transport; spermine transport
Cellular component (GO): fungal-type vacuole membrane
Molecular function (GO): spermine transmembrane transporter activity
Source: RefSeq, a predicted model, not a curated record
CCAGCUCCGAGCCUCUCCGAGCCACUUCUGUCUCCGAGAACCUCCUCCGUUCGUGGGAAAGAUGCCCUCAGAUCUCAUCACGUGAUUUAACAAAUGCCUUUUACGGCUCGAUCCCGUCGUCGGGCGCUGGGCCGACAAGGUUCGGCUUUGCUUGGCUGCUUGUCGCGCCUACUGUUCUUCAGGGCUCGAUGUCGGUCUCUGUGCAUAAUUUGCCGGCUAUGGAAACAUAUAAAAGCACGGCGAGUCUGCGCUGCCUGCUCUUCUUUCAGUCAUAUCUGCCGCGCGGGCAGGCAGCCUUGUUAACCCCCUUCCAUACCCUCCGCUUCUUCUUCCCCCACGACUUCCUAUCCUCCAUUUACGAUGACCGAAUCCUCGAGUCGCGCGUCGAGCACCGUCGCUCACGACGCGGCGCUGGAUCACCCCCACACGGAGAGCUCUAACGACAUCUUGGACCCCGCCAAGGUCCACCACGACCCAAACCGCCCCGAUCUCUCAUUUCCAUUUCAGACGACAAACAUCGAGGAAGGUGGCUUCACCGAGGAGUAUCGUAUCGUCACCAAGGCGGGAUACAUCCCCGGUGACCUCGCACUUAGACCAAUUCCAUCGCAUCAUUCCGAAAAGCCGGCUGCACUACGGGACCCUGAGAAGACGCGGGCACUCAGCGACAAGAAGCUGGUGACAUUUAUCCCCGAUGAUCCUGAGGACCCACGUAACAAACCCAACUGGUUCAAGUGGUACAUCACCGCCGUCUGUGCUUUCUCCGUCGUCGAAGUCGCGUUUGCGUCUGCGGUUGUAACAGGUGACUUUGAUGGUCUAAUGGAGGAGUUCCAUAAGGGCGACGUCGUGGUGGCCCUCAGUGUGACGCUGAUGGUGUGCGGCUUCGGUAUCGGACCGCUAUUCUGGUCGCCAUUGAGCGAACUCUUGGGUCGUCGACUACUAUGGGUGAUACCAUCCCUCAUAUACGUCAUCUUCAUCAUCCCCUGCGCCGUCGCCAAGAAUAUCCAGACGCUGCUCAUCUGCCGAUUCUUCUGCGGCAUCUUCGCGUCUGCACCCCUCACUCUCGCUGGCGGCACUAUAUCUGAUGUUUGGGACAACGAAGAACGUGGCUUCGCCAUCGCCCUUUUCGCCGCUGCGCCAUACGGCGGACCCGUGCUUGGCCCUAUCGUUGGCGGCUUUGUUGGCGAGACUCUCGGCUGGCGGUGGAUCUUCUGGGUGCAGAUGAUAUUUGCCGGCUUCAUGGCGAUCCUUAAAUGCACCCUCCCUGAGACAUACGCUCCGGUCAUCCUCAAGCGGCGUGCCGCGAGGCUAAGAAAAGAGACAGGCGACGGGAACUUUGCUACCGAGCAGGAGCUGUUCAUGGUCCCCUUGUCGCGGAUGCUCGUCGACACGCUCGUCCGUCCCUUCGUUAUGCUCGCCACCGAGCCCAUCCUGCUCUUGCUGUCGCUUUAUAUUGCUCUUAUCUACGGGUUGCUGUACGCAUUCUUCUUCAGUUACCCAGUAGUCUUCGGCGAAGACUAUGGCUGGAACGACGGCCUCGUCGGCCUGACGUUCAUCUCCGUCUGGAUUGGCCUUGCGGGCGCGCUCAUCGUUACGCCUCAGCUCGAGAAGAACUACCGCGCACGGAUGAUCGCGAAGGGCGGCAAGGCCGACCCCGAGGACCGCCUGGUGGGCAUGAUGCUCGGCUCGGUGUGGGUGCCGAUCUCGCUCUUCAUCUUCGGCUGGACCUCGCCGCCGUUCGUGCAGCCCGGUGGCGGGAGCUGGGUCGGGCCUGUCGCGUCGGGCAUCCCGUUCGGCUUCGGCAUGGUCACGAUCUACUUCGGCGCGAACGCGUACAUCAUCGACGCCUUCCCGGGCUACGUCGCGAGCGCGCUCGCGGCCAAGACCGUCAUCCGCUCCGGCUCGGGCGCCGCGAUGCCGCUGUUCAUCACCGCGAUGUAUCACAACCUCGGUAAUGGCUGGGCCGCGAGCACCUGGGCGUUCAUCUCGCUCGGCAUGAUCCCCAUCCCGUUCCUCUUCUACCGCUACGGCAAGUACAUCCGUUCCAAGUCAAGACGUGCCGCCGCAUAGAGCAUAGACGUCUUUACGUUUUCCCUGGGACUGUUUUCGUUUGAUUUUUUUUCUUCCAUCGUACACCAAUCACAUACCCUAUCCCCCAAUGCACGCACUCUUGACGAGCUCACGAAAAAAGAUCGUACCACUCGUCUUUUACCUCGAUAGAAUACUACUGGACGUGUUAUUGUUAUUAUGCUAUGUUGCAUUGUUGUUAUCGAUCGUCGUUCAUACGCAUGUCCGCCUGUUCUGUGUUACGCUUGAUAGAAAAGCCAACGGCUUACCUCG